AUGGACGAGUGGGCGGCGCUCGCGAGCCAAGAGGGCGACGUGGAGCCGGCUGAGUUGAGGCGGUACGACCCAGCGGCGACGCGCAAGUAUUUCUCGACCAGACCGAUCACGUUGUUGAAGCGUGGGAUUCGAUCAUUCAUCUUGCUCGGCGGUUUCAGCGCUAAGCUUUGGUUGGAUCGGAAGACGCGAGGCGAGAACACGAGCGACGCGAAGCGCAAGGAAAUCAACACCAAGCGCGCGACGCAGCUGCGUAACCUGCUCGUCUCACUCGGACCAACGUACGUCAAACUCGGUCAAGUUUUGAGUAGUCGUGCCGAUUUGCUACCGGCCGAGUACAUCGAAGAGUUGCGCGUGCUGCAAGAUAGAGUGCCGCCCUUUGACGACGACUUGGCGCGAAGAAUUUUGGAUCGCGAGCUCGGACCCACCGCUGACCGGCUGUCGCUCGGCUCAACGCCCAUCGCAAGCGCGAGCUUGGGACAGGUGUACAGAGGGACUUGGCGAAACGACGAGGGUCAAUUAGAAGAGGUGGCGGUGAAAGUUCAACGCCCCGGGGCGCUUGUCGCCAUCAGCCUCGACGUCGGCAUCAUUCGUUCUUUUGCCGAGCCGUGGCGAAAGUGGAACAACUUGAACUCCGACCUCGAAGGUCUGGUCGACGAGUGGGGGCGACGAUUCAUCGCUGAGCUUGACUAUGAAGCUGAGGCGACGAAUGGUGAGAACUUUGCGAAAGCCAUGGCGUCGCGCUCCGAUUUGGGAGGUGUCGUCACGGCGGCGCCCGUCUUUCGUCAGGCCUCGACUCGUCGUGUGCUCACCACGGGUUGGAUAGAGGGCGUGCGUCUGCAAGACAGCAAGGCGGACGAUACGGCGCAACUCUGCGCUGUCGCGCUCACAUCGUACCUGGCGAUGCUCUUGGAUCUCGGUUACCUGCACGCCGAUCCGCAUCCGGGCAACCUGCUGCGUACGAAUGACGGCAAGCUGUGCAUUCUUGACUGGGGUCUCGUCACGCCAGUAUCCAAGGAUUUAUCGGCGGCUAUUUUGCGCUUCAUCGCGCACUUGGUGAGCAAGGAUUUCGAAGCCGUACCGGGUGAUUUGGACGCGAUGGGUUUCAUCCCGUCUGAGUUAAAGGGCGUCAAAGAUCCCAAGGCGCGUCGCGACGCCUUCUUGGAAGCCGCGGGCACGGAUAGCAAGGUGGCGCAGUUGACGAAGGAUUUGGAAGGUGUCCAGGAAAAGUACGGAAAUAUUUUUCAGAUUCCAGCCUAUUUCGGCUACAUUCUCCGUGCGUUCUCCGUCCUCGAGGGCAUCGGGCUGUCUUCCGACAAAAACUAUUCAAUCGCGAACGAGUGCUAUCCGUACGUCGCUCGUCGAUUGUUGACGGACAAGUCACCCGAGACUCGACGUGCUUUGGAACAGCUCUUGUACGGCAAGGAA
This is a messenger RNA of Ostreococcus lucimarinus CCE9901, 1425 nucleotides long. RefSeq lists its product with no specific name. Lineage: Eukaryota; Viridiplantae; Chlorophyta; Mamiellophyceae; Mamiellales; Bathycoccaceae. The annotation marks the transcript as partial. The record is from RefSeq and is a predicted model, not a curated record. Gene Ontology annotation, molecular function: protein kinase activity; ATP binding. The transcript has 2 exons. Gene Ontology annotation, biological process: protein phosphorylation.